ACAGUAGGUCGUUGUCUGCAAUUCUGUCGUUCAAAAGAGACUGAAGUUCCUCAGACGUUUCUGUGCUUGGCAGGGUUUUCCUUGCCCGGGGUAUUGGUGUGGUGCUGGAUUUUAACAGGGACCUGUGAGGAGUUACAGCUUGAGCAGAGGUCACCUGGAACAUAAACCUGAACACCAGAACCUUUUUAAAACGCUGGGGUUGUUGGAGUGGUGGAAUUUUCCCUGGAUUUGAGUGAGAAAUUCAGAAGACUGAAGCCCAGGCUCACUGUCUACCUUUCACGGAGGCCCAGCCGUGAGAGGACAGAAGAAGGCACGUGGCGAAUCAUGACAGCGGACAAGGAGAAAGACAAAGACAAAGAGAAGGACAGGGACAGAGACCGGGACAAGGAGCGGGACAAGAGGGACAAGGGCAGGGAGAGCGAGAACUCCCGGCCCCGGAGGAGCUGCACCUUGGAAGGAGGGGCCAAGAACUACGCGGAGAGCGACCACAGCGAGGACGAGGACAAUGACAACAACAGUGCCACCACCGAGGAGUCCACCAAGAAGAGCAAAAAGAAACCCCCCAAGAAGAAAUCCCGCUACGAGAGAACCGACAACGGGGAGAUCACGUCCUUCAUCACCGAGGACGACGUUGUGUACAGGCCCGGAGAUUGCGUUUACAUCGAAAGCCGCCGGCCGAACACCCCCUAUUUCAUCUGCAGCAUUCAAGACUUCAAACUGAGCAAACGGGACCAUCUCCUCAUGAACGUCAAGUGGUACUAUCGCCAGUCAGAGGUCCCGGACUCCGUCUAUCAGCACUUGGUCCAGGACAGACACAACGAGAACGACUCUGGACGAGAGCUGGUUAUCACAGACCCCGUCAUCAAGAACAGAGAGCUCUUCAUUUCAGACUAUGUGGACACUUACCACGCUGCUGCCCUCAGAGGGAAGUGCAACAUCUCCCAUUUCUCUGACAUUUUUGCUGCUAGAGAGUUCAAAGCCAGAGUGGAUUCAUUUUUCUACAUCCUGGGCUAUAAUCCAGAGACAAGGAGGCUAAACAGUACCCAAGGUGAAAUCAGAGUUGGACCCAGCCAUCAGGCCAAGCUCCCCGACCUGCAGCCCUUCCCUUCCCCCGAUGGUGACACGGUGACACAGCAUGAAGAGCUGGUGUGGAUGCCAGGAGUCAACGACUGUGACUUGCUGAUGUACCUGAGGGCUGCCAGGAGCAUGGCAGCCUUUGCAGGAAUGUGUGAUGGAGGAUCCACAGAGGACGGCUGCGUGGCUGCCUCCCGUGACGACACUACCCUGAACGCCCUCAACACACUACACGAAAGUAACUACGAUGCUGGGAAGGCCCUGCAGCGCCUGGUGAAGAAACCUGUGCCCAAGCUGAUUGAGAAGUGCUGGACUGAGGAUGAAGUGAAACGUUUUAUUAAGGGGUUGAGGCAGUACGGCAAGAACUUCUUCAGAAUCCGAAAGGAGUUGCUUCCCAAUAAGGAGACCGGAGAACUAAUCACCUUCUAUUACUAUUGGAAGAAAACCCCUGAAGCAGCAAGUUCUCGAGCCCACCGUAGGCAUCGGAGGCAGGCUGUGUUUCGGAGAAUUAAAACUCGAACUGCUUCCACUCCAGUCAACACUCCCUCCAGGCCCCCCUCCAGUGAAUUCUUGGACCUGAGCUCGGCCAGUGAAGAUGACUUUGACAGCGAGGACAGCGAACAGGAGCUGAAGGGCUACGCCUGCCGCCACUGCUUCACCACCACCUCCAAGGACUGGCACCACGGCGGCCGGGAAAACAUCCUGCUGUGCACGGAUUGCCGGAUUCACUUCAAGAAGUACGGGGAGCUGCCACCCAUCGAGAAGCCAGUUGACCCUCCACCCUUUAUGUUCAAGCCUGUCAAAGAGGAAGAUGAUGGACUCAGUGGAAAGCAUAGCAUGAGGACACGGCGGAGUCGAGGCUCGAUGUCUACACUACGCAGUGGUCGGAAGAAGCAGCCAGCCAGCCCCGAUGGUAGAGCCUCCCCCAUCAACGAGGACAUCAGGUCGAGCGGCCGCAACUCGCCCAGCGCCGCCAGCACCUCCAGCAACGACAGCAAGGCAGACUCCGUGAAAAAAUCCACCAAGAAGAUAAAAGAAGAGGUGUCUUCUCCUCUCAAGAACUCCAAGAGGCAGCGGGAAAAGGCAACAUCGGACACAGAGGAACCUGACAGGUCCAAUGCCAAAAAAUCCAAAACUCAAGAGAUCAGCAGGCCCAACUCCCCCUCGGAGGGUGAGGGCGAGGGCGAGAGCUCCGACAGCCGCAGCGUCAACGACGAGGGGAGCAGCGAUCCCAAGGACAUCGACCAGGACAACCGGAGCACCUCGCCCAGCAUCCCCAGCCCUCAGGACAAUGAGAGCGACUCGGAUUCCUCCGCCCAGCAGCAAGUGCUGCAGGCGCAGCCCCAGGUGCUGCAGGCACAGAGCAGCUCUGGCCAGGCUCCUCCAGCCACACCACCCGUACCAGCCCAGUUACCAGCGUCGCUGCCCGCCGUGUCCAGCGCUGCCCCGGCCCCACCGCAAGUGUCCCCGCCAGCAUCCCAGCCCUCCAGCCAGCCCCAGGCCCCUGCCCCACCUCCUCCUCACUCCCACAUCCAGCAGGCCCCUGCUCUGCACCCGCAGAGGCUCCCGUCCCCCCACCCUCCCCUGCAGCCCCUGAGUGUGUCGCAGAGCCAGCCCAGCCCUGCCUCCUCACAGCCCCACACGCAGCCCCCGCUCCACAGCCAGGCCCAGCCUGCCCCUCACAGCCUGCAGGCACAGCCCCUCCUGCCCCAUCCCGUACCUUCCCAGCCAUUUUCCCUGCCUGCUCAGUCAUCUCAGUCUCAGGUUCCCCUCCAGACACAAGCCCCCUCUCAUUCCCACUCGGCUCUGCAGGUGACACAGCCCGUCCUGCCCACGGCCACCUCGCUGCAGCAGGCGCAGCCCCCGCGGGAGCAGCCCCUGCCCCCUGCCCCCAUGGCCAUGCCUCACAUCAAACCUCCCCCUACCACCCCCAUCCCUCAGCUCCCCACUGCUCCAUCCCACAAGCACCCUCCUCACCUCUCUGGCCCAUCUCCGUUCUCCAUGAACUCCAACUUGCCUCCACCACCCGCUUUAAAACCUCUGAGCUCCCUCUCGACUCACCACCCGCCGUCUGCACACCCUCCCCCUCUGCAGCUGAUGCCUCAGAGCCAACCACUGCAGUCCUCGCAAGCCCAGCCUCCUGUUCUGACCCAGAGCCAGAGCCUUCCCCCUCCUGCUAGUCACCCCUCCUCUGGACUCCAUCAGGUAUCCUCCCAGCCCCCCUUUUCUCAGCAUCCCUUUGUCCCGGGGGGCCCAGCUUCCAUCACCCCUCCUUCGUGCCCCUCCACCUCCACGCCACCCGCCAUGCCUGGCAUCCCGCUCCAGACUUCCAUCUCCACGUCAGCAGCCUCUAGUGGGACAGUGCCCGUGGUGACAGCCUGCACGCUGCCACCCAUCCAGAUCAAAGAGGAGGUCCCAGAUGAAGCUGAGGAACCAGAAAGCCCUCCCCCUCCACCCAGGAGUCCAUCACCAGAGCCCACUGUGGUGGAUAUCCCAAGUCACGCCAGUCAGUCAGCCAGGUUCUAUAAACACCUGGACCGUGGCUACAAUUCAUGCUCGAGGGCAGACCUGUACUUCAUGCCCCUGGCAGGAUCAAAACUGGCCAAGAAGAGAGAAGAGGCCAUUGAAAAGGCCAAAAGGGAAGCGGAGCAGAAAGCCAGAGAGGAGCGGGAAAGAGAGAAAGAGAAGGAGAAGGAAAGAGAGAGGGAGCGGGAGCGGGAACGAGAGGCGGAAAGAGCUGCGCAGAAGGUAUCCAGCUCCUCCCACGAGGGCCGCCUCGGCGAGUCCCAGCUCAGCGGGCCAGCACACAUGAGACCUUCAUUUGAACCUCCCCCGACCACCAUUGCCGCCGUUCCCCCCUACAUCGGGCCGGACACGCCCGCGUUACGGACACUGAGCGAGUACGCGCGGCCUCACGUCAUGUCGCCCACCAACCGCAACCACCCCUUCUUCGUGCCCCUCAACCCCACCGACCCGCUCCUGGCCUACCACAUGCCCGGCCUCUACAACGUGGACCCCACCAUUCGGGAGCGGGAGCUGCGGGAGCGGGAGAUCCGGGAGCGGGAGAUCCGGGAGCGGGAGUUGAGGGAGAGGAUGAAGCCCGGCUUCGAGGUGAAGCCCCCGGAGCUGGACGCGCUGCACCCGGCCACCAACCCCAUGGAGCAUUUUGCCAGGCACGGCGCACUGACUAUUCCACCCACGGCAGGGCCUCACCCCUUCGCCUCCUUCCACCCGGGUUUGAACCCCCUGGAGAGGGAGAGACUGGCGCUGGCGGGGCCGCAGCUGCGGCCGGAGAUGAGCUACCCCGACAGGCUGGCGGCCGAGCGGAUCCACGCCGAGCGCAUGGCAUCGCUCACCAAUGACCCCCUGGCGCGGCUCCAGAUGUUCAACGUCACGCCCCACCACCACCAGCACUCACACAUACACUCGCAUCUACACCUACACCAGCAGGAUCCCCUGCACCAAGGCUCAGCAGGACCUGUUCACCCGCUGGUGGAUCCUUUAGCAGCUGGACCCCAUUUGGCACGUUUUCCCUACCCACCUGGGACCAUCCCCAACCCAUUGCUAGGGCAGCCACCUCACGAGCAUGAAAUGCUCCGACAUCCAGUCUUUGGUACUCCUUACCCACGGGAUCUGCCCGGUGCCAUCCCACCUCCCAUGUCAGCAGCCCACCAGCUGCAGGCCAUGCACGCCCAGUCCGCAGAGCUGCAAAGACUGGCAAUGGAGCAGCAGUGGUUGCACGGGCACCCUCACAUGCAUGGUGGGCAUCUACCGAGUCAGGAAGAUUACUACAGUCGACUGAAGAAAGAAGGCGACAAACAGUUGUAAUAAAUUAUUUAUUUGUAACGCUGGCUGUGGAAACCCCAGUCCUUGGGAAGGAGUGGAACAUUUUUACAUACGAGAAGAGCUACAAAAAGGAAAAGAAUAUCUUAUAAAGAUUUCUUUAUAUAUUUAAAACAGAAGCAACCACCCAACAAGUAGAGACUUAUCAGCAUAGUGUUCAUUUGUAGAGAAGAUUUCUCAAGACUGGUGUGGGUCUCCCUGCAUGACAACGUAUUCAGAAGCCUAUUGGAAAUACAGGACUGUGUGGAAUAUUCAGAGAACUUCCUGCAAUCUUGUUUUUUUUUCUUUUUUUUUCCUUUGUUUUUCUUUUUCUUUUCUUACUAGUUUGUUUUCAGUAGGUGCUAGAAUCAGGUUCACAACACAAGUCACUGUGCGUGAAGAGACACUCAAUGCAUCUAUAGCUAUUUAAGAAAAAAACAAGGAUUGCAAGUAGGUGACAUAACAAGCUCUGAAUCCAAGUGCUAUAAUAAUAAAAAAAAAUCUACUUUUAUUUUAA
Molecule: messenger RNA, 5413 nt
Organism: Empidonax traillii (willow flycatcher)
Lineage: Eukaryota; Metazoa; Chordata; Aves; Passeriformes; Tyrannidae
Gene: RERE
Product: arginine-glutamic acid dipeptide repeats
Exons: 22
Coding region: 325-4902 (1525 amino acids)
Biological process (GO): regulation of DNA-templated transcription
Cellular component (GO): nucleus
Molecular function (GO): sequence-specific DNA binding; transcription corepressor activity; chromatin binding
Source: RefSeq, a predicted model, not a curated record